AACGCCAUGUUGUCACGACACCGCCAACUGGGAGGCCAAACCUAACCCGGGAUAACGUUAUUCCCUGUAUUUUAUCACGUUGCCUCAAUCAACGACCAAUCGACUCCGACCAACGUGUAUGAAGAAAGAAGAGAUUGAAAGAUCUGAUUAACAAAACCGUCAGCGCCAGUCCAGCCACGCCAACGAUUUCAAAGCAUCGGUUAAUUACGUUCCCAUUGUUCCCAAAAGUUAACUAACGCUAAUUUGCUUUAAUGAAAUUGCGUGUGGUCACAUAAACCGUUAUGCCACAAAUGCCAUGAAAUUCCGACCGAUAGUCGUUUGCUAACGAAGGGCCUAAUUUAAGCUAACUUUAGCAGCAUUAGCUUGUAGGCUAAACGUACACAAUUGGCAAAAAACAGGCUAAGCUAAUGGCUCGAAUAUAACGUCGCGUAAAGAAAUACUUUGAGACCGUCUUCGUGUGUGUUAAUCGACCAGUAUGGGCUGUUACAUUUGAUUAUACUCCGCUAAAACCUCUUCGUGCAGUAGUUGUAAACGACAGCCAACGGGAAGCCGCUUGUUAGCUCCACGCACUUUAAAUAGCACCGAGUCGUGUUCUUACUAACGUUACUUUAAUAACGCGGGUAGGGACGCGCUCAUUUCGUCGCUCUCAUCAUUUUGAUCGUUGGGAUUUGUUCCCCCUUCAAUCUCAACGGUAGAUAUCAAAAUAUACAUUUCUGAGAGUUCCGCUAUUCGCUAAUCGAUGUUGUAUCCUGUUGGCUGUUGGUUUAUUUUCAACGUGCUGCCUGUUGUCAUGGAUGUUUUGUCUUAACACAUCAUUUUCAUCCACAGUCGUGCCCACACUGAGUCGACCCAAACAUCCCCCAAAGUCCCCCCAAAAUGUGUAAAACGUCUGCAAAGCAUCCCAGAAGUGUUUCAAGUCAAACACUAAGUUCCCUUCCCUUUUCUCCACAAUCCCCAGUUGGCAAAAUGUGCUGCAUGUUAACCCAGUUGGCCCCAUUUCCACGUCCCACAAACCCCACUAGUGGCCCCUAAAAGGUUCGGGAGCAAAAAAUAACCAAAACGUUUUUAAUGUCUUUGAGUGCAAUAUGUGAAGAAACUCUCUCACAGUAAGUAUUCCGCAUUUUAAUCAUGGCCAUUUGCUUGUAGAAUUAGUGAAGACGUGGACUCAUGCACUGAUCUCAUGGUGUGAUGCAUUAUGAUGCAUGCUGGAUCCUGUCACUCAACCAGCCCUCGUGGACUGGAUUGAUCUUUUGCUUUAUUGAACUUUUAGAACUUGAUGGUUGCUGCUAGUGGUCAUUGUCUGAGAUGUUGCUAUUGGUUCAAUACUUGCUUUUUAGUUAAGUGGAUAAAAUACCUGGAUCUGGCUGCACUUACUUGUCAGCAGUACUUGGGUAUUUGUGUAGGUCUAAUAAGGUUUUCCUCUUACAGGUCGGUUAGGUUUGGGUCGGCGGACUUGUGUCCCCACUAACCUGAGGUGCUCUCGUAAUCACUUUGGCUAAGCAUAGAUACGUCUGGAUGGAGUUUAUUUGUAUUGUAAGUUUCCCCCUCUGAAAUGUGGACGUUGUUGGCACUAGGUGAUGUUUGCACAGCAUCUCAAUCGGCCAACUUUUGCCUGUGGUGUAUCCCAGCCCAUCAUUAAAACGUGCCUCCAUAGUACAGCUAACGUCUUCUGCUAUGAUAGAGAGGCUUCUGCUAUGAUAAAUUCGCUGGAUUUGGAUUCAAACCUAGUAGCUGCUUAGAGUUCAGCAAAGUUAAGCUAACAAGUUUCUUUGUUGAUAUGUUUUGGCUAAACAUGCUGGUUUUGAGCCAAUGAUGACCGAAAACGCUGCACAAUGUGCAUACAUUUCGAUUUUUGGAGCUACUUUGAACACAGCUCGGUAGAGAUGCUGAAGAAGCUCAGGAUUCUAUUUUCAAACGUGAAGAAAUAUGUUGUUUGUUCCUGAUUGUGUUCGGUGACACACAGCACAAAACAGGGAUUUUGUGCGGUGAGCGUCUCCAGGUCUUAUACCUGUUCUUUAAAAAUGAAAAAUGAGUUCACUUAAUUAUCUGUACAACUUAUUUUUAAUUCAUUCUAAGUUGUCAACUUCUAAUUCGUUGUGUUCCAUGAAUGAACUCAUCUACUCAGUGGCGUCAGACACGUCCCCGUGUUGCUGUGUUGUUGAAUGUAUCAUUAUCACAUCAUUAAGGCAGACGGGAAGCUGGCAUGCUGGGGACGUGGUGGGCUGCUGUGUGUACACAUACAGUUGGGCUAUUUUUCCUCUAAAUCCGCCUCCUGCUCUGACUCCUCUGUUCACUCUGUGCUCUCCGGUGUGUUUCUGUUGUGAAUCCGGUCCACGGUGCUCAGGCCUCAUUCCCAGCCUGCAGCAGGCACCACUUCGGGUCCGAUUGCUCCAACAGGGAGUGUUAAACAUGAUCUCUGUUCUUGCUGGUUCCGUAAACAAUAUCCCUCCAUCUAUGUGCCAUUGGGGGGAGAAAAAACAUUGAGAAUAUGGUCACUAGGUGGUUGGUAAAAAGGCCAAUCAUUUGGAUUAGUUCAAUGUCAAAUUGGAUUUUGCAUGUAAUGGCAGCUCAACAUUAAAUCAAGCCCCGCCAGCCCCUCAACCGGCACGCGUCCUUUAGUCUCUGCAGGAUCACACCUGCAUGUGAUCCAUGUCCGUUAGAAGCUCAUGGUCCCGCCUUGGCAGUUGAUCACAGUGACACCAACAUCGCCCUGGAAUGGAAACCCUUCGGCCCCGGACGGUCUGGUGGCUUUAACCCGAAAGGGACAACUAUCGCGAGAGGAUGGAGAGCUGGAGGAGGGCGAGCUGGAAGACGAUGGGGGGGAGGUGGGGGAGGAGGACUUUGGUGGGGGGCCGUCCGCAGCGGUAGCAGCAGGUGGAGGAGGAGCAGGAGGAGAUGGCCGUGAAGAAGCAAGCGGAGGAGCUGAAGCAGGAGGGGAGGGGCCCGGGGAAAGGCCCCGGCGAAGCAAGGAGCCCCACGCCAGCAGCAACUCUGAUGAGGAGAGAUCCCACCGACGCAAGAGGAAGAGGAAGAAAGAGCGGGAGCGCGAGAAGAGGAGGUCCAAGAAGAAACGCAAAUCCAAACACAAACGCCAUCCGUCUUCCGAUGACGACCACUCCGACUUCAGUGAUGACUCCGACUACAGUCCCAGUGAGAAGAGGAAGUACCGAGAGUACAGUCCACAGUACCCCCCGCCGCCCCACGUCGGCUACGGCGGCCCAAAGAAGGGCGGCUACAUGAAGAUGGACAAGCAAAGCUACGGAGGCUACGAGGAGUUCGAAGAGGACAACUUCGAGGGCGAGGAAGAGGAGGACAUUGGGGACGAGGAGUACGACGACUUUACCAAGGAGCUCAACCAGUACCGCAAGGCCAAGGAGGGAGGAGGAGGCCGCGGACGAGGUGGGUCCUCGGCGGUUGGAUCAAAGCUGUUGGAGUUGAAAAAUAGACUUCUGCACGGGGGCAAAGGUCGCAUGAAGAACCAGAGAGGCCGUGGAGGAAUGAGGGGAGGGAGGCGGGGAAGAGGAGGAGGCAGGGGAAGAGGAGGCCGCGGAGGCGGAGGAGGCGGAGGAGGAAAGAUGGGGGGAGAUAACGAUGAUGGGGACGGCUAUGGAGAAGAGAUGGAGUUUGGAGAUGAUGACUAUGACAACAUGGGUGAGGAUGACUAUGAUGACUACUCAAAAGAACUUAAUCAGUACAAGAAGACCAAAGACCGGGGCAGAGGGCUUAAAGGUGGCCGCGGGCGCGGGAGAGGCAAAGGAGGACGGGGCAUGAUGAGAGGAGGGAGGGGUCGGAACCGCGGGAGAGGAAGAGGGGACAUGGGCAACGAUGACGAAAACAACCUCGGGGACAUGGACAACGGGGUGAGGCUUUUGCACUGUUCUCAGAUCAGCCCAAAGCGUCCUGAUAGAAAGCAGGACGGAGGGGUUGGAGGCGAUGGACCAGGACCGGGGAGGAGGAAUAUGAACGAGAAGCACCAGGAUAAGAAAGGAAAGGCCAUUUGCAAGUACUACAUCGAGGGACGAUGCACCUGGGGGGACCACUGCAACUUCAGCCACGACAUCGAGCUGCCCAAGAAGAAGGAGCUGUGCAAGUUCUACAUCACUGGAUUCUGUGCCAGAGCGGACCACUGUCCCUACAUGCAUGGGGAAUUCCCCUGUAAGCUGUUCCACACCACGGGGAACUGCGUCAACGGCGACGAAUGCAUGUUUUCCCAUGAUGCCCUCAACGAUGACACGCAGGACCUGCUCAACAAGAUGCUGGCCGAGGACGCAGAGGCCGGAGCCGAGGACGAGAAGGAGGUGGAGGAGCUGAAGAAGCAGGGGAUCAACCCUCUCCCCAAACCCCCUCCUGGAGUUGGCCUACUUCCCACCCCUCCUCGGCCGGUCCCGUUAGACGCCAACCUAGGAGCCGGGGAUUUUAGCGGGUGUGCGAUGGGUGACUUUGGAGGUCCUCCUGGACCUAACCAGGGGCCCAUUGCUAACAAAGCCCCACCAGGCCCUGGUUCCGGGGGACCUUUGUCUGGACCUUCUGGGCCUAACCUUUGUGCUGGUCCCCCUGCCCAUGGGCCUGACGGAAGUCCCUUCCAAGGUGGCCCCCCAAAUCUUGGGCCCUGUGGCCCUCCCCCCCACAUGGGCCACAAUAUGGGCCCCAAUAUGGGCCCCAAUAUGGGCCCCCACAUGGGCCCCCCACCUCCUUGCGGCGGAGGAGGUUCCGCCGGGAGAAAGAUCCCCUCGCUGUUUGAGAUUAAAGUUAAGCCAACGGCUCAGCUGGCUCAUAAACUCGCCGUCAGAGGCCAGACUCCCACCACCAACCAGGACCAAACGGAACCACCCACAGGGGCCCCUGGUGCCCCCCCGCCCAGCUUCCCUCCUCCCCCAGGGAUGGUACCACCUGACAUGCAAGACCCCGGGAUGAACCAGGGGCCCCCCAACAUGGGCCCCGGUGGACCGCCGAUGAUGGGAGGAUUCGCGCCUGGUGACGGCCCUCCGCACGGAGGGGCCAUGCCUCCAGGUCCCCCACCGGGUGGGCCGAACUUCUUUAAUAACUUCUUCAAUCAGCAGGACGGGAUGCCGAUGGAGGGAGUGGUGCAAGAAGGUGACAACUACCAGGGUUUCAGCGGUAUGGACGAGAGGGGGGAAAAUGCCGGAAACCAGCCGGGCAGCUCGGACGGAGCGUCGGCAAAUCAGGGAGGGAUCUCUGUGCCUGACUUCCUGCCUCCGGCGCAGCGGGUCCUGUUCAUGAGGAUCCAACAGAAGCAGCAGGAGGAAGAGGAGAGAGCUCGGCGGAUGGCAGAGGGAGGAGCAGAGAAGAGCAGAGACACUGAAGGCGACUCAGGGAACUGGUACUCCAGUGAGGAUGAGGAUGGAGGUGGUAGCGUGACUUCCAUCCUGAAGACACUCCGUCAGCAGACCCAAGCUCCCCAGAAAUGCGACGGCCCGCCGAGCGACCCCCGCCUACAAAAGGCCAGUCCCGCUAGCGCCCCGGCACGGCCUGCAGACCCCCGCCUGGCCCGGGACCCCCGCCUGCUGCGUACCGCGGACCCGGCCGACUCCCCCCACCCGAUGCCCACUCUGUCCUCCUCCGGACCGCCCGCGGACCCCAGGUUGGCCCGGCUAGCUGCGGCUGGUUCGGCGGGACCCACCUCUCUCCUGCCUCCCGCCCUCAAACCGGAGCCGCCUCUGGUCUACAAGCCCCCGCCGCUCACGACCCCGGCGGCCGAGGAGGAGGAGACGGAGCGAGUUCUACGGGACAAGCCGGUGCCGAUUCCUCUGGACCCGCUCAUGGGUAUGGCUCUGAGAGACCCGCGCUCGCAGCUGCAGCAAUUCAGCCACAUCAAGAAGGACAUCCUUCUCCACAUGCCGGCCUUCUGCAAAACCAUCACCUGGUCACCUGAGGACCUCCUCCCUCUGCCUGUCCCCAAGCAGGACCUCCUCCCACUCCCACCAGGCAUCCCACCCGUCUCCUCCAUAGACCUGCGUCUGUCCCGCACUCAGCCGCUGCCUCAAACGUCGCUCCCUCCCCUGCAGCCAUGUCCCGCGCAGGCCCCGCCACCCACCGUGGACCGCCCUGCUCCCUCCGCCUCCUCCUCCUCCUCCACCUCCUCCUCCCUACCAGAUUUUGAACUGCUGUCUCGUAUCCUGAAGACUGUCAACUCGAGCCCGUCCCAGACUCCUUCCCCUCCUCUCCUUCCUGCCACUGUCUCCUCGAUGUCGCUGCUCGGUCCGCCUCCCCCCAUGCCUCCCCCGCCUGUAGAAAAGCCCGUCGACCCCCGCGUGUCCCGUAAAGGCCCCUGCGACCCCCGUCUACAGCCGCAGAAGUCCGCACUGAAGCAACCCUCCGAUCCCGUGCCUCCCCCCGUCUCCUCUCCUUCCCCGGCACCCACAUCCAGCUCCCCCCCCCCGACCACCGCCCCCUACGACCCGCGGUUGCUGUCCUCGGGUGGGCCGGGCCGCGGCGGGGGAUCCGGGGCACCAGGGGGAGCCAGUGUGCUGAGCAGCAUCAGUCUGUAUGACCCUCGGACUAACAAACCAGGCAGCCCUGGUAUGAGCAGCGGCUCCAACAACUCCCCCAAUUCAGCCAGCGCAGAGUCCAAACCCAGCGACCCCCCGGCGGUGAAACCCAAGUCCAAAGAGCCCCUGUUUGUACGUAAGUCGGCUUUGGACCAACCGGAGCCAGAAAAAAGCGGCGAGCAGGGAACCGACCGAUACAACAGCUACAACAGGCCGCGGCCCAAACCCGCGCCCUCGCCCAAUGCCACGGCGCAGGGCGGGCCCUCAGCCGCCGCGGGUCAAGGUGCUCCCGGAGCCGCCGGCGAUCAGGGGCCCGCGGGGGUCCACAGCCUGCCGGUGUCCUCUCUGUUCGGCGGGGUGAAGCAGGCGGCCAAGCCCGGCGGGACGGGCAGCCCCUUCGGAGGCAGCAGCCCGGUGCAGCCCGACCAGGCGACCUCAGAGCAGGACAAGGCCUCGCUGAAGGAAGUUUUCAAAGGCUUCGACCCCACAGCCUCGCCCUUCUGUCAGUGACCCCUCCCCCCACUCUGACUGCUGAACCCUGAGGCCCGUUGUGCGGACGGCCGUCAGCUUCUUUUAACAUUUUUGGACACUGAACGGAUCGGUGAAAAACGAGAAGGAAAGAGGCACCGAGGCAACUGCCCGUAAGACUGUAAGAAGCUUACCAAGACAAAGUUGUGUGAACAAAUUGAUUCUCACACACACACAUACUUUAUGCACAGUGUUGCAGAUUCUAUAAAAGACUUGGGUUAUGGGAAGGGUUUAAAGUUAAAUCUCUAUUUUAAACAGCCUUAUUGAUGUAUAAAUAAAUAUAUUCUCCUGUUCUCAACACUUAAAUGAAGACAGUUUUUCAGACAGCAGCAAAAACAUUCUCAUUCAUACAGAAUGUUUUAGAUUCUUUUCAUCAAUCCUCUUCAUUUCAGUUCUUACAUUCAAACCAGUAGACGUAUAUAUCUUCAUCGGCCAAAUUUGGCAACAGAUGCAAAGAUAAAGCUUUGUUGUGGUCAUUUUCUGAAAUUAAAUUAACAGCACUGAAGCAGAUAAGUUUUUUCAAACAAUAGCAUACAUUUUGUUUUCUGUAUGACUCAUUUGCUGCAGAUACAAUUGCAAAUGCGUAAACUUAAAAUCUGUAUUCUGCAUUCUUUUGUAUUUAUUUUCUCCUUGCACUGCCGGUUUAUGUCCUCCUGGGGGCGCUAUCCGUGUUUUUAUUGUCUGUAGCGCUUCCAGCUGUUCACAUGCUGUUUCAUUUCAGAUAUGUAGCGCUGUACCUAAACCCUUUAGCUUUACUGGUACAGGGAGUUACACUCGGUUCUGACCACUACGCUGUUGUUCCUUUUACCCGGACCCCCCCCCCCCCCAUCCCUCAGCUGUCCAGUUGCUUUGUAGUUAAACUUGGUUUUUAUCUUUCUUUGGAGAGUUCAUGAAUGAAUGAAUGAAGAUAGAAGAUGUGGUGGUUAGUCGUUAUGGAUGACAAAGCCUGCCAGACUUAAUGAAUAAAUCAAGAAAUAAUUGUAUAUUUAGAAAAUACAAAAGUUACUUAUUUGAUGAAUAGUCAAUUUAAAUUGAUUCAAAGGCAAAUUGAUAUCGUUUUUUUUAUUUGAUUAAUGCCACCCUUUAUUUUAAUAGUAUUUUUGGUAGAUUUAAUGGCAUAUAAAUGUAUUUAUCCGGCUGUUUUUUGUUUUUAUUUUGGCAGGUUUUAUUCUCUGUAAGCCACAGUAUUAGCACGAGAAACUCAACAUGUUUUUGUUUUCUACAAAAAAAAACAUUUCGUAGCUUCAAUCUGUUUCAUAUUUUAUCUUUUUAUUUUAUUUUUCACACAACCGUUCUCUUUUUCUCGCUUUUCUUUAAUGAACCAUUUUGUUGAGAAUUAAAUUAAAUAACCGGUCUGUGGAAUUCGGAAUAGUUAGCAGCCUCAUCACCAUUUAUUUAGAACUCUUUGGCUUCAGCGGCUGUCGACGGUGUGACAAUCAGAAAUGAGAUUUUGGACCUAAAAGUCAAUUAACGCAUGAGUCAUGCAUUGAUCUUUUGCAGGCGCUCCCUCUUGUCUGAGCUCCUGCAUGAAGAAAACCACGUCAUCAAUUUGACUACGACCAGUGUGAAAAAAUAAAGAAAUAAUUCAACAUGGUUUUCUCUUGCAUGCUGGCAGGCAAAGAAGAGCACACUUUCAGGGUGGAAAAGUGAAUUUCGGGAUGCAUUCAGUUAAAUGAUUGUUUUUCCCUUUUAUUCACCUCCACAAAGUUGAUUUCACCUCAAUGGGCUUGUUACAAAAUCUUUAUAAACACAACAAGAGCUUCUGAAAGUUCCAGAAGGUGUCGGGGAUCCACCGUCUUGUGUAUAGAUGUUGAUCAUUUUAAUUUAUUUUUUUAUACUUGGGCAAAUAUGCUUCCUCACGUGAGUUUUUGAACCGAAUCAUUUUAUAAGACAGGAAUGUGUGAUCGUCGCUCACCUCGGUGUGACGUAAAACAGCCGUAACAGUGUGAAGCGAGGAGACCGGCGUGUUUAUUUUUUUAAAUUGGGUUUUGUGUUCGGCGAGAUAUUAGCUAACAAAAGAUUCACAAUUGCUGCCUCCUCGCAGGCUGUGAAAGGGGGCUGAUGUCCGCUAAAGCAAGCGUGAAACUUCUUGUUGAUUUGAUAUUUCCUUUAUGGCUUUUUUUCCCUGCUAUGUAAAUUAAAGCCUAUAUCCCGUCAUCCUGGCGUUUUCUAACUGUACGCGAGGUUGUUAAAAUAUUUAAAUAAAGUUGAUACAUGGUCAACCAGUUAAAACCA
Molecule: messenger RNA, 9272 nt
Organism: Gasterosteus aculeatus aculeatus (three-spined stickleback)
Lineage: Eukaryota; Metazoa; Chordata; Actinopteri; Perciformes; Gasterosteidae
Source: RefSeq, a predicted model, not a curated record